AUUCUUACUCAUAAUAACCACGAACCAGUUUGAAGUUCGUUUCCGAAGUAAAUAUUAACGUAGUGCACUUGUCUGCGUCAGUUCUAUCUGUGCCGGCAUAGUGUCCAUACGUCUCACAAUUCACAACAAAAUGCGUCAUUUGACACUUUUCAUCACCUUCUGCCUGCUCCUGUGGGUAGCCUCAUCAUCACCCAUCAACCAGAAGAGGUGGCUCAUCAACCGGCCAAGUGUAAAAGAAAUCUUCGCUCUGAGAGGCAGGCGACAUGCAUACGAAUACGGGACCAAAGAAUAUAGACCAAGAAUGUACUCCUCGCAUCGACAACAACCAUUGGAGUUCAAUUUAAUAAAAGGCGAAUACAUGUGCCGAGGCCAGGUCUGCAAGCUCAUGCCAGGAGAAAUUCCUAGGGAUUGCAACGGGGUAUGCCAAUACCCGAUAUGAUUCAGCAAUAGAUAUAAGAGUGCAUUUAUUUUUGUAUUAAACUUCUACUAAGUAACAAUAAACAUUAAAAAAUCGACUUUAUUUGAGUUGAUCGAAUAA
Molecule: messenger RNA, 538 nt
Organism: Manduca sexta (tobacco hornworm)
Lineage: Eukaryota; Metazoa; Arthropoda; Insecta; Lepidoptera; Sphingidae
Exons: 3
Coding region: 131-439 (102 amino acids)
Source: RefSeq, a predicted model, not a curated record